This is a messenger RNA of Telopea speciosissima, 1339 nucleotides long. RefSeq names its product E3 ubiquitin-protein ligase RNF144A-like. The transcript has a single exon. Gene Ontology annotation, biological process: positive regulation of proteasomal ubiquitin-dependent protein catabolic process; protein polyubiquitination; ubiquitin-dependent protein catabolic process. The record is from RefSeq and is a predicted model, not a curated record. Gene Ontology annotation, molecular function: ubiquitin protein ligase activity; ubiquitin conjugating enzyme binding; zinc ion binding. Gene Ontology annotation, cellular component: ubiquitin ligase complex; cytoplasm. Lineage: Eukaryota; Viridiplantae; Streptophyta; Magnoliopsida; Proteales; Proteaceae. The coding region runs from base 17 to 1162 and encodes 381 amino acids.
GUGUAAUGACGAAAAAAUGAAGAAAAAAUGUGAAAGCAGCAAAGAGAGGAAGCUCGGAGAUGAUGAUGCAGCAAGGCCAAUUGAGAUAAUUGAUAUUGAAAAUGUUCUCCUUAACACUCCCAUCUCAUUGAUAGGACCCAACAAAGAGAGGGACGCACCACAGAAACAAUGUGACAGCAGCAAAGAGAAGGAGCUGCGAGAUGAUGAUGGAAGGCCCAUAGAGAUAAUUGAUAUUGAAAAUGUUCCCCUUUUCACUCACAUCUCAUUGAGAGGACGUAACAAGAAGGAUCCAAUCUUGGUUGAGCAAUAUGCAGAAGACAGAGAACUUCAACAAGCAAUCCACACCUCAAACCUUCAAGCUAGAUCAAUUAUUGACCUCUCAGAAGAAGAUGAACUAGAGGAAAUAGAGCCCAAUAUAGCAUUAAGGUUUCGAAAGACAGCCUUUUUAAAUCCUUCAGUGACUGAAAUUGAACAAUCUUCUAAUUCAAAUUCUUCCAUGACUGAAACUGGGCAAGCUUCCAGCUCAAAUGAUCCAACAGUUGUUUGUGAAAUCUGUGUCGAGCUCAAAUCACAGAGUGAGUUGUUCAACAUAAAGGGCUGCACACACUCAUACUGUUCAGAGUGCAUGGUCAAGUAUGUGGCCUCAAAGAUCCAAGAGAACAUAACAUUGAUCCGAUGUCCUGAAUCGAAUUGUAAAGGAGUGUUGGAACCUGAGUUCUGUCAGUCCAUUCUUCCCCCUGAGGUGUUUGACCGCUGGGGAAAUGCUCUAUGUGAGUCUCUUUUUCUUGGAUCACAGAAACUUUACUGCCCAUACAAGGACUGUUCUGCACUCCUACUAGAUGAUGGAGGGGAAGUUGUUCAAGAAUCAGAAUGUCCAAAUUGUCGUAGAUUGUUUUGUGCACAAUGCAAGGUACCCUGGCAUUCUGGGAUUUACUGUCAGGACUUCCAGAAAUUAAGUGAGAAUGAGAGAUCGAGAGAGGAUAUCAUGUUAAUGAUGCUUGCAAAGCAGAAAAAAUGGCAGAGGUGUCCUAAGUGCAAAGCAAUAGUUGAGAGAAUUGAUGGUUGCUUGUAUAUGAAAUGCAGGUGUACAUAUGCCUUCUGUUACAACUGUGGGUCUGAAAUGACUGGUAACAGCCAUUACUGUAUCAAGUGUAGGCAUUAAUCUUCAGAAAGAGUCUAGAUACCUUUUGCCAUCAACAUUAAGGUCACCGUUGAGUGAUUUCUCUUUUACAUGUAUAGAUCUCUAAAUUCAAGGGAUGACAAACAUAGAUGCCAUUGGUUUAUACUGGAUGCUGGAACAUUUUAAAAUGCAAAUAUUGUGAAGUAGUUUUAGAUUUUA